UUUACGUUUCUCCCUCUCUCCAUUUCCCUCGACAGAACAGAACCCUCCCUCAACUCCUACGGCCAACGCCGCCCUCGCCUCCGCCACCCCCGCCUCCGCCACCCCGUCCCCACUGCAAACGGCCACCCCUAAUCGCGCCUCCUUUUUAAUUUCAGCUUGAGGCUUGAAAGUUUGUUCUGCAUUAUACUGCCGAGCAAUGGACAUCGACUCAAAAACACCAGAAAGUGCUACAUCAGUGACUGAAGGGGUUACUGAAAACAAAGAUGCUGACUCUAUAUCCAAAACAAUGGAGCAACUAGAUAUUGGAGAACCAUCCUCUUGCUUCAAGAGGAAGCCGGUUAUCGUAAUAGUUGUGGGGAUGGCAGGAAGUGGAAAGACUACAUUUCUUCACCGGCUAGUUUCUCACACUAUGAGUUCAAAAAUACGGGGUUAUGUUAUGAAUCUUGACCCUGCUGUCAUGACUCUUCCGUACGGUGCAAACAUUGACAUCAGAGACACUGUUCGGUACAAGGAGGUCAUGAAGGAGUACAAUCUUGGACCAAAUGGAGGAAUUUUGACUUCACUUAACUUGUUCGCUACAAAGUUUGACGAGGUGAUAGGUUUGGUCGAGAGACGAGCAGAUGAGCUUGACUAUGUUCUGGUAGACACACCUGGCCAAAUCGAGAUAUUCACUUGGUCUGCAUCUGGAGCUAUUAUUACUGAAGCUUUUGCGUCAACAUUUCCCACAGUAAUUGCUUAUGUCGUCGAUACACCGCGUUCGUCAAGCCCUGCUACCUUCAUGAGCAAUAUGUUGUAUGCUUGUAGCAUCCUCUACAAGACACGUUUGCCUCUGGUAUUGGUCUUCAACAAGACAGAUGUGGCGCAACAUGAUUUCGCGUUAGAGUGGAUGAAAGAUUUUGAGGUAUUUCAUGCAGCACUAGAUUCCGAUCAUUCUUACACGUCAACACUGACCCGUAGCCUAUCCCUGGCACUGGAGGAAUUCUACGAAAAUCUAAAAACAGUGGGAGUAUCUGCAGUUACUGGUGCUGGAAUGGAUGCCUUCUUUAAAACAGUCGAAGCCAGUGCAGAGGAAUAUAUGGAAACUUACAAGACUGAUCUUGACAAGAGACGGGCUGAGAAGCACAGGUUGGAGGAAGAAAGGAGAAAGGAGAACAUGGAUAAGCUGUUGAAAGAUAUGGAGAAGUCGCGUGGGGAAACUGUGGUAUUGAGCACUGGUUUGAAGGAUAAAAAAGAUGAUAAGAGCAAAAUGGAAUGUGACGAAAAUGAAGAGGAUGAAGAAGAAGAAGAUGACUAUGAAAUCUUCAGUGAAAAUGGUGACGAUGAUGAUGUCAUUGAUGAAGAUGAAGAUGAGGAGAUAGCAAGUUUUAGAUUUUGAUAUCUGUUAUCUGAAUUAACGGAACCUUUUAUUUUGGGAGAUAUGAAAAUACAAAACAGUAGAGUGGUUUUUGAUUGGUUUUAUGUACAUGUAAGCUGACUUGGUUUAUCCCUCUUUCUGAAUAUUGAUUUUGGCUCUUUUUCAGUGAAUGGCUGCGUGGCGUGUAAGCCUUCUUUUUUUAA
Erythranthe guttata (spotted monkey flower) is the source of this 1557-nucleotide messenger RNA. RefSeq names its product P-loop containing nucleoside triphosphate hydrolases superfamily protein (gene QQT2). Lineage: Eukaryota; Viridiplantae; Streptophyta; Magnoliopsida; Lamiales; Phrymaceae. The record is from RefSeq and is a predicted model, not a curated record. Gene Ontology annotation, molecular function: GTPase activity.